AUGAGCCUGACCUCGACGUCCCGCUCCCCACGGCCCGGCCGAGCCGCGCCCCCCGUCAGCCCGCCAACAAUAUCUCCCGUCGUGGAGCUGAACGUGGGGGGCGAGAUCUACACCACUACCUUGGGCACCCUAAGAAAACUUCCGGGCUCAAAGCUGGCAGAUAUGUUCUCCAGCUCAGCCAAGGCAUGCACGGAUACUGAGGGCCGCUUCUUCAUCGAUCGCCCCGGCACCUAUUUCGGAGCAAUCCUGGACUACCUGCGCAGCGGGCAGCUGCCCACACAGCACAUCCCGGAGGUGUACCGUGAGGCUCAGUUCUACGAAAUCAAGCCUUUAGUCAAACUCCUGGAGGACAUGCCGCAGAUCUUUGGUGAGCAGGUGGCUCGGAAGCAAUUUUUGCUGCGGGUGCCAGGUUACAGCGAGAACCUGGAGCUCAUGGUGCGCCUGGCGCGCGCAGAGGCCGUGGCGGCGCGCUGCUCCAACGUCCUGGUCUGCGCUGUGCGCACGGAGGAAGAUGCUGCGUACUGCGCGGAAUCCUUGCGCGUCCUGGAGGCGGACAAGAGGUUAGUGGUCAAAUUCGGGCCUUGGAAGGCGGCCCCGGCCAUCAGGGACCUACUGGACUCGGUGCGGAUGGACAUUGAGGCGCAGGGGUACCAGGUGGCCUAUGAGUACUGCUCCAAGAAGACACUCCAGCUUAAGUCAGGGGCCUACGAAUACUUCUAUACGUUCCGAUUCACUUGGUGGUGAUUCUCAGGGUGGGGGGGCUGUUUGUUAUGGGCUCUAAGUGGGGCUUAUGAAAUUAAAAGUUGCCUUCAGAA
Messenger RNA from Pteronotus mesoamericanus, 815 nucleotides. RefSeq names its product potassium channel tetramerization domain containing 14 (gene KCTD14). Gene Ontology annotation, molecular function: protein binding. The transcript has 2 exons. The coding region runs from base 1 to 744 and encodes 247 amino acids. The record is from RefSeq and is a predicted model, not a curated record. Lineage: Eukaryota; Metazoa; Chordata; Mammalia; Chiroptera; Mormoopidae. Gene Ontology annotation, biological process: protein homooligomerization.